This is a messenger RNA of Pelodiscus sinensis (Chinese soft-shelled turtle), 1964 nucleotides long. The record is from RefSeq and is a predicted model, not a curated record. Lineage: Eukaryota; Metazoa; Chordata; Testudines; Trionychidae.
GUUCAUUUUUUUAAUUGUAUCCUUUGGUAUAUAUGGUUGUGACUAUUUUCUUCCACUAUUUGAUCUGAGGAAGUGGGUCUGGCCCACAAAAGCUCAUCAUCUAAUAAACCAUCUUGUUAGUCUUUAAAGUGCUACAUAGUCCUGUAUUUUGUUUCAGACACCAGAGAGAGGCUUGCCCAACAUUUAGUCAGGGGAAGGAGGCAGCACUGCUUGGGGGAGAGACUUAUGCAUAACACCUCCCUUGGGAUCUUGCUGCCACAAGCCUUUUCUCAGAGAGCACUCCUCUCAGAGCUCUUUGUUUCUCUUGCCUUUGCAGUAAGACUUACGGAAAUGUGCUAGUGCUUGAUGGGGUAAUCCAGUGCACCGAGAGAGAUGAGUUUUCCUACCAGGAGAUGAUUGCCAACCUACCUCUCUGCAGCCACCCAAAUCCCCGCAAGGUGCUAAUUAUUGGUGGUGGCGAUGGGGGAGUCUUACGAGAAGUGGUCAAGCACCCAUCUGUGGACUCUGUGGUGCAGUGUGAAAUUGACGAGGAAGUGAUUCAGGUAUCAAAGAAAUACCUCCCGGGGAUGGCAGUGGGCUAUUCCAGCCCCAAGCUGACCCUGCACGUUGGGGACGGCUUUGAGUUCAUGAAACAGAAUCAAGAAGCCUUUGAUGUGAUUAUCACAGACUCCUCGGACCCCAUGGGUCCUGCAGAGAGCUUGUUCAAAGAAUCCUACUACCAGCUGAUGAAGACGGCUCUGCGAGAGGAUGGGAUUCUCUGCUGCCAAGGUGAAUGCCAGUGGCUGCACCUGGAUCUCAUUAAGGAGAUGCGUCAGUUCUGCAAGUCUCUGUUCCCAGUGGUGGAAUACGCUUACUGCACCAUCCCUACCUAUCCCAGCGGGCAGAUCGGCUUCAUGCUGUGCAGUAAGAACCCAAGCACAAAUUUCCGGAAACCUGUGCAGCAGCUAUCGCAGCAGCAAGUGGAAAAGAUGAACCUGAAAUACUACAACUCUGAAAUCCAUCAGGCAGCUUUCAUCCUGCCUGAGUUUGCACGGAAGGCCUUGAGCGAUGUGUGAGCGCCUGAGACGCUGCUUUCCCCCCAUGAGUUGGACCCUGAGAUCUUCGGUGCUGCAGCGUGGGGACUUUCUCAGCUGGCUGCCAACACUGCCGGCUGGCCAGAGUUGAGCCUGUGCCAGUCAACAUUCCGUCUGCUAGCGCUUUAAAGGUGGCAAGGCCAUGAGACUGGCCGAGCUCCUCGCUGCUUGGGGUCAAAACUCGUCUUUCCAGUAUUGGGAAUGUAAGAUAGCUUUCCCCCUCUUCCUCCUCCUCCCUGGCCUGCCCCAGAUCACUUGUUGUAUUUAUAACUGACAUGGACGCCUGCCUAGCAAUGUUCUCUAACUUGGGGAAGGGAGUGGUGUACAGGGAGGGACCCUGCUCUCCUCCUGGGAGAGCUCCCAGCAGGCAACAGGCCUGAACAUCACAGCCACUGUUUCCUUGGAGAGGUCAGAAUUCAUACCCUCUGUUGCAUUCACAGUAGCUCUCCCUCUAGUCCUGCUGGAGUAACCGUGUUACAGGAGCAGCCUCAGCUGUCACAAAGUCUAGUCACUUUUUAAAAAAGAAAAAAAAAAAAAAAGGAGGGUGGGGGUGGGAAACAGAAGCAUGAACAGGGCGACUCCUGUUUUUUAAUCCUUGCUGUCAUAUCGGUUCCGAGGCCCGUUCUGCAAUACAGCGACAGGCCAGUCGGUGUAUCCAUCCGUUGCCUGAUGGGUACUAUCAGCAAGGGAGGCCAAGUAGCCAGCGUCCCCUUGUAGCUAGAAGUAGAAGACUCAGUCCGGGGAAUGGGCUGGCCCUUGGGAGGCACGUUGAUCUUGGGAGCAAGAAUACAAGUGACAGUGGAUGUGUAAGUUGUUCUCUACAUGUCCUGGUCCUGAAGCUUGGACUCCGGCACUCCAUUGCUCAUUAAAAGAACUCCAUGCGCCUCUGAG